AUGCAAAAGAAACUUUUCGCAUUUUUAAUUGUCUGCAUUGGCAUCGCCUCUGCACGAACUCUGGUCGAUCCAGACUGCGUCACAGAUGACGGUUCUUACAAAGUCGAAGUCGAAUUGAAGUCUGAGCAAAACUUGGCUACUACCGAAGAUCCUUGUGUCUUGUGUGAACAAAAGAAGGCCUCUACAGGAGUUGUUGUUCCAGCUCCUGCCAUUCAAGCUCCUUUGGUUUUGACAACUUCCACAUUCACAAACGAGCCAAACUUUGUUUCAGCAACCAGCUUUGUCCAAGUUCAACAAAAUCUCCAACAACAACGUCUCGAAGAGACCCAUUUGCGUGAACAAGAAGCUCAACUUAAAGAAAUCCAAUUGCAACAAGAACGUUUCGAACAGGAACAACUCGAAAAACAAAAAUUGGAAUUGAAGGUUCUUGAAGAAUCAGCUCUCAAGGCUCAAGAAUUGGCCAUUCAACAACAAAACUUGGAAUUGGAACAACAAAAAUUGGAUCUCUUGAAGGAACCAUGCGAAGAAGAGCAGAAAGUUGAAACUCCCGUUGUUCAAACCACCUUUGAAGCUCCAAUUGUUGUCCCCCAAACCUUCCACUAUGAAAGUUCUUAUCAAUACCAACCAUUGACCGUGGUCCAAAGAGUCGAAGAACAACGUUUGACCCUUCCAGAGACCCCUGUUGUUCAAACGAUCGUCAAACAAGAACCAACUGCCCUUGAAUUGGAACAACUCGAAAGACAAAAGCUUGAAUUGAAGACUAUCGAACAAGAACAACUUAGAACCCAAGAAAUCGCAGUUGAACAACAAAAAUUGCAACUUGCUGAACUCGAAAAACAACAAAUCCGUCUCCAACAAGAACCUGUCGUUGAAACUGUUCAACCCUCAGUCUCAGUAUUGAAAACUGAAGAACCUUGCGUCGAAACUGUCCAAACGGGCUUCGUUCAAACUGGAGUCCCUACUACGGGCUAUUAUUACCAAUAUGCUGUCGAACAACCAACCUUCAACAGAGUUGAAACCCCCGUCGUUCAAUCAGUAGUUCGUGCCCCCCUUGCUUUGCCAACCCCCCUUGAAUUGGAACAACUCGAAAAACAAAAACUUGAAUUGAAAGCUAUUGAAGAUGAACACUUGAGAGCUCAAGAACUUGCUAUUCAGCAACAAAAAUUGCAAUUGGUUGAACUUGAGAAGCAACAAAUUGAACUUCAAAAUACCAAAGCUGUUGAAACUCCAGUCGUUGAACAAACCUUCCAAUACAACACUGUUCAACAAGUUGUUGAACCAACAACCGUCAAGAGAGUUGAAGAGCCCUGUGUCACUGAAACCCCCGUGGUUCAAACAGUAGUUCGUACCGAAGAGGUUCGUGCUCCAAUUGCCUUGCCAACUGCCCUUGAAUUGGAACAACUCGAAAAACAAAAGCUUGAAUUGAAGGCUAUUGAAGCUGAGCAUCUUAAGGCUCAAGAACUUGCCAUUGAACAACAAAAAUUGCAACUUGUUGAACUCGAGAAGAAACAAAUUGAGCUCCAAAAUACUCCAGUAGUUCAAGCUUCAGCAGUCAAAAUCGAAGCACCAGUCGUUCCACAAACAAUUGUCCCUCAAACCUUCUCGUACCAAGUUGUUCAAGAACCAACUUUCAUCGAGAAGAAGGUAGCUGAACCUUGUGUUGAGGAAACUCCCAAAAUCCGCACUGAAACAAUCGUUCCCGCGGUUUCGAAUGUCUUGAGAACCGAAACUGUCGUUCGUCCAGUUCAACAAAUUAUCCGCACUGAGCCAACUUAUGUUAAAACUAUCCCUCAAUACUACUACGGAGAACAAUUCAUCCAACCUCGCUUUGAAGUCCCACAAGCCCAAUCUCUCCUUGUCAAGACUGAAGAAACAAAAACUGGCAACUCACUCAUCAUCAACGACCCCCUUUUCCGCAAAGAACUUGUCAAUCCCCCGGUCCAGAACAUCGUCCGUUCCUCCGGAAGAUAUUUGGCACAAACCCCUGGCUCCCUCCAUGUCGUUGGAUCCGGAGCUGGUCGCUUGACUGAUCCUUGCGAUCCCGUUUUGGGCGCCAACGUCGUCAUCAGCAAGUAA
Molecule: messenger RNA, 2076 nt
Organism: Culicoides brevitarsis
Lineage: Eukaryota; Metazoa; Arthropoda; Insecta; Diptera; Ceratopogonidae
Exons: 2
Coding region: 1-2076 (691 amino acids)
Source: RefSeq, a predicted model, not a curated record